AAUGACCGGAAGGAAGACAAAUUUUCCGACCCAGACUGUGGACAAAAUUGUUUUGAUUUCUAUAAUGGCAGGAGAGAAGUAGCUUGUUGAAAGCAAUUUCUAUCCAGCAUACCUUAACCAGUCAUAGAGGGAAAAUAUGCAACAUUUGUCAUACCACUGUAAUGCAUGAAGAGCAAAAAAUCUGCGAUACAAGGAAGUCACCGAAAGUGAAAAGGCAAAUUAUUUGUAGUUUUGGUUGGCUAACUGUAACCAUGCCAGAAGAAGUGUUAUCUCCCUUGUUCCCGUUUAUUCUAUUUCCUGCUACAUUAUCAAUAACUUAGAUAUAUAUAUUCUAUAUAUAUAAGGCAUUCUGGAACACGAAAUGGCUGCUUCAAGGACAGGAAGUGUAAGGAUUGUCCGUCGGAUGAGUAUGGAAACAUACAUGGUCCGUGUUUUUGCUGGACAGCUGAGCACAGACGAGUAUACUUCAAUUGAAGCUGAGAAGACCUCAUGUUCUGCAGAUAUUGUAGCGGCAGCGUGCCUUAAACUAAGACUAGGAGAUCCUAGAAAUUAUGAAUUAGCUGAAGUGUUCUCCUCUUCUGGUCAAUUAUGUAAGGAACGUAGAUUAGAGCCAACUGAAACACCCGUCAGAAUACAACUCAUGUGGCCAAAAAUUACGAAUAGUGCAAUCGAUAGAACUUCUGGAUUAACUGGUUAUAGAUUUUACAUACGGAAAAAAGAUCUGGAAAUCCCUGAUCGAACGUUGUCAUGGAGGGAAUGUUCACAAGAAUUAAAUGCAAUAGAAACCUUUUUAACUAGCUUUCUACAACAAGUAACUUGUAACAAGGAAUAUUCAGAUCUGUGCAACCUUCCUGAUCUAAAUGAGCGGACAUUGUUAGACAACGUCAAAUCACGAUUUCAGAAUUCAAAUAUCUAUACAUAUGUAGGAUCUAUAUUAAUAGCAGUGAACCCAUUUAAAUUCUUUCCAAUUUACAAUCCCAAAUAUGUUAAAAUGUAUCAGAAUAAACGAUUAGGGGAAUUACCCCCUCACAUCUUUGCAAUAGCAGACACAGCAUUCUAUACAAUGUUACGGAAACGCAAAAAUCAGUGUAUAGUAAUAUCUGGUGAAUCGGGAUCUGGCAAAACUGAAACAAACAAUUUAUUAUUACAUCAUUUGACGGCCUUAAGUCAGAAAGGAGCUCAUGGCAGUGGUGUUGAACAGACUAUUCUUGGUGCAGGGCCAGUUUUAGAGGCUUUUGGUAAUGCUAAGACAGUACAUAAUAAUAACUCCAGUAGAUUUGGCAAGUUUGUACAAGUCAAUUACAAAGAAAAUGGAAUGGUUCAUGGGGCCAUUGUGGAAAAAUAUCUGUUGGAAAAAUCACGAAUCGUCAGUCAAGCUAAAAAUGAAAGAAAUUACCAUGUGUUCUAUUAUCUCCUUGCUGGGUCAGAUGAAGAAGAGAGAGAAACGUUGCAUCUACUGGAGCCACAGGAGUAUACUUAUUUGAAACAGAGUGAAUGUUUUAUAUUGGAUGGUUUUGAAGAAGAAAGAGUAGAUGAGAAACAUGAAUUUGAAAGGUUAAAACAAUCUAUGGAAAUGGUGGGAUUUUCAGCAGUAACACAGAAAAGAAUAUUUUCUGUGUUAUCAGCUGUUCUGCUGCUUGGAAAUGUAGAAUUCAAAAAGAAAGGGGAUCAACAUCAUGAUGAAUCUGUCACAGUGAAAACAGAAUCUGUGGUACAAAUCAUUUCAAGUCUCCUAAAGGUGAAGGAGAAGACAUUAGUAGAUGCCUUGACCCAGAAAAGAGCUACAGCAGGAGAUGAGACAGUGGUCAUGAACUAUAAAAUGGAGGAUGCAAUAGCUACCAGAGAUGCCAUGGCAAAAUGUUUGUAUGGUGCCCUGUUUGACUGGAUUGUUCUGAAAGUAAACCAGGCACUGUUAGCAAAACGACAUCACAGUGAUCAUCAGUAUACAGGCCCAUCAAAUAAAGUAGGUAAUUCUAUAGGAGUAUUAGAUAUAUUUGGAUUUGAAGAUUUCACCAAAAACAGUUUUGAACAGUUCUGUAUAAACUACGCCAAUGAACAUUUGCAGUAUUACUUUAAUCAACAUAUCUUCAAAUUUGAACAGGAGGAAUACAAAAAAGAGGGAAUUCAGUGGAAGAAUAUUGAGUUUAUAGACAAUACUGGAUGUUUAGAAUUAUUUUCUAAGAGAGGAACUGGACUUUUCCCUCUCUUAGAUGAAGAGUGCAAUUUUCCUGGUGCUACAAAUACUUCUUUACUGACAAAAUUUAAUCACCACAACAAAAGUUACACAUAUUAUCAAGUACCACAACUCAAAGAAGAAGCUUUCUUUAUUGUACAUUAUGCUGGCAAAGUCAAAUAUCAAAUUAAGGAUUUCCGAGAGAAGAAUGGGGACCAGAUCAGACCAGAAAUAGUGAGUGUACUGAAGAGCAGUUCACUCACAUUUGUUAGAGAAGUGAUGGGAAUUGAUCCUGUUGCCUUACUACGAUGGUCUAUAAUCAGGACAUUGAUAAGAAGUGUGUUUGCCUUCACUGCUGCAGGGGAUAGAUACAGAACGUCUAAUAAUUUAAGGAUAAAUACCAAUUCACAGCGAAGAGGGUCUGAUUAUUCCCUUCCAGAUUCUCUCAUACCAAGUGAAAAUUUGCUCAGAUUUGUGAAGAUAGCCAAGACGGCUAGUGUUUUAAGGAAAAUUCAUGCACGAAGCAAAUCUCCAUUGCAUGAUAAAUCUGCAUGUAACAAUACAAAAGAAGACAGCGGUUGCUUUGACCCAGAUGAUGAUGAUGCUUUCUUAGACAACGAUCAAAGUGGAAAAAUUUGUCUAACAAGCCCAGGAUUGUCAAAAGAUGAAAAUAUUCUCAUGCGUAAAGCCGAGAGAAUUUUGAAGAAAAACAAGUCAUUCCGACCAAAGUCAAAGCCACCUACAAUGCUUAGUGAUAUAAAAACCCUAAAGGAUAUAGCUCGUCGUACUAUGUAUGGUAGUGGUAGAGAUCCAUCUAAGAAACAGAAAUCCAGUGUCAGUGCUCAAUUCCAGUGGUCUUUAAAUAGACUGAUGUCAACACUACAACAAGCUAACCCAUUCUUCAUCAGAUGUAUAAAAUCUAAUGCUGACAAGCUGCCGUGUACAUUUGAUGAUGUAUUGGUACUCAGACAGUUGAGAUAUACAGGAAUGUUGGCAACAGUCAAGAUCAGACAGUCAGGGUAUAAUCAUCGACUCACAUUUGAUGAAUUCAUACAAAUGUAUAAGAUAUUACUACCUAAAGGUUUACUGAGUUCCAAAGAUGAUGUGAAAGACUUCUUAGAACAUAUGAAAUUUAUGGAGGAGAAUUAUCAAAUUGGAAUAACUAAGGUAUUUCUAAGAGAAACAGAGAAACAAAGAUUGGAUCAAGCCUUACAUGUAGCCAUCAUGGAAAGAGUAAUUAGAGUUCAAAGAUGGUUUAAAACAAUCUUUGAAAGAAGGAACUAUAUUAAAAUCAGAGCUAGUAUUAUAGUAAUACAGGCUUGUGUAAGAAUGUUCCUGGGUAAAAGAAGAAAGCUGAGGUUAAAACAGAACAUAUCAGCCAUGUGUAUUCAGCGUUACAUGAAAGGAUGGCAUCAUAGAUAUACAUUUCUCAAAACAUUAUCAGCGACUCUUAUCAUACAGUGUUGGUACAGAGGAUAUAAAAGUCGCAAGAUAUAUAGAAACCUGUUACUUGAGAAACAAAUUGAAGAAGCGAAAGCCAAGCAAGCUCAGAUAGAUGAUUUACGAUCCUCUAACAGUGAUGAAGGUAUUCUGACUAAAGGAUCCAGCGGUGAAGAACUAGAUGACAUUGGCAGAUCUCCUAGACGUGAUUCAUCAAGUAGUGGUGUUCAUGAUGAAGACUCAGAAUCAGAGACAGUUUCCCUAGAAUCAAAAAGUCGUGAUGGCUCCAUAGUAACCCCACCUCCAACACCCACUGAUGUUAAAAUUAUAGUACAACCCACCAUUAAAAUAGAACAAGAUGAAUACCUUAGACAAGACAAGAGAUCAUCAAGAGUUCAAGAUUUGGCCAAAUUUCAUGAAGCGAAAGCUGAUGCCUUGAAAGAGAAUUCUGACACAGUAUCUCUUGAAAGAGGUCCAAUGAAGAAAAAGCCAAAAGUUAUUCCUGCACCUCUGGCUAAGCAGGAAUCAUUCUCUGAUUUGGAACCAAUGUCACCCUCAGAUCAGUAUGUUACUCAAGACAAGAAGCGAAUGGUUGAAGAGGCUCUAAAGAAGCCCCCACACCAGAAAGACCAGUUAGAUAAUGAACCCCAAUCUCCCUCAUCAUUUUCAUAUGCCAGCCCAUUGAGGAAGGCCAAAAUAUUUAAACACAGUAGGCUAAAGAACCUGUUGGGAGAUAUAAAAGAGUCUACUCAAACUUGUCGCAGAUCGUCUUUUCGAUUCCUUCAUCGGGACAAGACAUUUUUAUCAGCUUUUUUGGGUAAAAAAUCAAAUCGUGAAGACAGUGAUGAAGACCAAAGUCCAACUAACACUGAACGUAGACCACCAUUUGGACUUAUUGGAGGCAUACCUGUUCUCCCAGGGCUUCGACCAGAUCAGCUGUCACCAACAUCUCCGAAAUCACCAUCAGAUCCCAAAUAUUUCCCUGGUGUAAAGAACUUAUCACAAGAAGAUAUUCAUGAUAAAAAGAAGACACCAAAACGAGGAAGUAGUCGCAGAGAGAAAGAACAAAACGAUACACCUAAGAGAGGUGAAUCACCAGCUCGUGACGUGAAAUUUGGAGAGAAAACAGAAUGGCAGUAUCCCAGUGAUCUUGUUAUUACAGAUUACAGAGAGUUAGCUGCCUUGGAUGAUUUUAUUCUGAAAAAGCUGAUUGACUAUAGCAAAGAAUUAAGUAAAAACAAGCAGAGUGAAUCUGUAUUUGAUGAUGUUUUCAUGAGAUCAAUGUCAGAAUUUCAUCUAGAAAUGCAGGCCACUUUGUCAGUGGAAAAACAGAAAGGGAAUAUGGACAUUCCAUAUAGAGAUCUUCUACAAAAAUUUGCUCAGAUGCUUGAAGCUACAUUAAAGAACAGGCAUUCUAAAGGCACUUUCCCAAUUACAAUGGGAGUUAAUGCAUUCCGUGGUUUUCUGGACGAGUUUAUCAAACAUAAACGAAAAGAAAGGAAAGAUGAACAAGUACCCAAAAAGAUGAGAAGAAGAGAUAGGGCCAAAAAAGAUAUUUAUGAGGUGAUGGGACACAAGUUUAUGUUAGUACAGUUUGGUAUUCCCACAUUUUGUGAAUAUUGUUCCAAUCUACUAUGGAUCAUGGAAAAGGGUAGUGUUUGUCAAGUGUGUAAAUACACCUGUCACAAGAAAUGUGUAAAUAAGACAACAACUAAAUGUAAAGGUGUUCAAGACAAUCAGAUUCAUGGCUCCUUGAGGCCAUUUAUUCUUCCUCCGAUAAUGGGUCCGAGAGGAAGGUCUCUCUUCAGACACCAUCAAAAGUUUGCUGGAACCCGUGUGUUUGGUGUACAGUUAUCUAGUUUAGUGUCGAAGGACAGAAAAGUUCCUGUGGUUGUGGAAAGACUUAUAACUCUUAUAGAGCUUCAUGGAUUAUAUGUAGAAGGAUUGUAUAGACGAGCUGGAGCUCAGGCAAAAGUCAAAAUUCUAAAACAGUUAAUAGAUAGCGGCAAAGAAGAUUUAGUGUCCAUAGAUACAACUGAAUACCAAAUUCAUGUCCUAGCAGCAGUACUAAAGGGCUUCUUCAGAGAUCUACCAGAACCAGUAUUAACCUAUGACCUUUAUGAUGACUUCAUCAGGGCAGCAGAAAUUCAUGAUGAGAAAGAGAGAAUGCAAUCUUUGUAUGCAGUCAUUGAUAAACUGCCUAAACCUAAUUAUGAUCUGUUUGAAAGAAUUAUAUUCCACUUGGCUAGAGUGGCUCAUCAUGAAGAUGUUAACAGAAUGAGUGUCAAUGGUUUAGCCAUUAUUUUUGCUCCUACUUUCCUCAGAACAAAUAAAAAACUUCAAGCACAAGAAUCUUUGAAUCAAGUGCCAAAACAAACCAUAGUAAUUGAAAAAAUCAUCAGUGAACAAUUAGACAAAUUAAGAUCAACGUUAGAAGAUCUACAAACACUUGAGAGUGCAGAGAUUACUGCAGUCGAUCGGCUACAAGUCGUCAGAACAAGCAUGAGAAUCUCUAAGUCCCCUACGAGGGAGAGAGCUGUGAGUCCUAUGAUACCAGAUGUUCCUGUCACAGAGGAGGAAGAGGAGGAGGUUGAGAUCUCUACAGAUGUGGAGGAGGAAGAGAAAGCUCUCAAAUCUCAUCUACGAUCAAUCAGAAAGGAAAAACAAAAUUUAACAUCCAAAUUGCCAGCAUUAGAAUGUCGCCAUUUGUCAUCUGAUGAUGACAUCAACAGUACAGAUGAUGUUGACAGUACUUACGAUACUGCUGAUGAUUUUGACGAGAACGAAGAAUUUGCAAUGACAUUUGAACAUCCAGUCAGCCCACCAAAACAAUUAGAACAUUUGACAAAACGGAGAGCUUCAGUGCCAUUAGCCAAACGUCUUCCAACAAAAUAUCAGGCCAUUUUGGACAAACAAUCUGAUGGAGAAGCUUUGUGCAUACAAUCAGAAAGUAUUGAUUCAAACGAUUUGUGUGAGAGCAAUGGUCAGUUAAAUACACUGACCAAUUGUCAAAGUGCUUGUGAGAUGACACACAGUAUUCUUCUUCCAACAUCAAUGGAAUCCAGUUAUGUUGCGUUACCUGCACGAACUUUAGAUGACGAUGAUGAUGACGAGAUUAUGGUUUGACAACUGGAACCAUAAUCUUUAACGCAAAUGUGCCAAAUUUUUUAAGCCUUCAAAAAUGUCUCUGCAUGAUGCUAUUGUUAAGCUUUAAGAAGCUGAAGUCAAAAACAAAACAUGAAUAAAUCAAAAUAGUUUUAUGGAAGGUAAUUUUGGAAAGUGAUAUUGUAUAGUGCUAAGGCUAAAAGGAGCUAAAAGUUAGUGUUUCAAUACUAGCGACAUUUCACAGAAGAAAUACAAAUACCAUACCCAGCUGUGCUGUGGCUUAUGUAAUUAUUUUUUUUAACAAAAUACGUGUUGAUCAUGUAUAAACUGAUAAAUGACAGUCUGGGAACAACAAAACAAACUCCACAUAUAAAUAUUUUGUCUGUCUUUGCAAUAUUAGAACACCUCAUGUCCAUUGAUAACCUUGAAUAACCUUGAAUUCUUGCAUUGUAAAUACAUCUUAUUUAUGAGUUUCUAUGAUUUUCCUGUAAUAUUAUCUUGAUUUCUUGAAAUAUGAACUUCAAAAUUAAUAUAAUUGAUAGUAAUGAUUCCAAUAAACCUUCUUUUCAUGGUUUAUAUCUACAAUGUAUGUCAAGCCAUAGCAAUCAAAAGUUUAAAACUUAAAAUUAAAUUUAGACUGUCUUAAAGAUUUUCAAAGCAACAUUCUGAUAUGCUCCCCAAAACUUGUGUAGAUAUACCCCCAUUUCUAUUUGGAUAUAAGGCCUUUGACUUUAACUUUUUAUUUGAUAUUCAUUAAAGAACAAUGAUUUGCUUUGUCAUAAAUCAGAAAAAUGUUAUGUUCUUCAGUUAAAAUUCAAGUAUGUGAGUUAGAGUACAACAGUACUGGAAUUAAGUAAUGGUGUCUUAUAAUUGCUGUUUGAGAUAUGUAGAUAUGUCAUCUCUCUUAUUUUUGAGUGCCUUAUUAAUUGUUUUAAAGAUUUUGUUUAUUGUUGGUCUUGAAUUUUUAACAUUACUUUUAGGUUUAAGUUAUAGCUUCAACUGGUUUUGGUAAAUUGUUGUUACAAGAACUUGAAAAGAAAAUGUUUUUAGUUGUUCAAAAGAUUAAAAAAGAUCUCACAAUUAAAAGCUUUACACCACUUUAGA
Messenger RNA from Mytilus trossulus (common blue mussel), 7822 nucleotides. RefSeq names its product unconventional myosin-IXa-like. Lineage: Eukaryota; Metazoa; Mollusca; Bivalvia; Mytilida; Mytilidae. Bases 362 to 6739 code for a protein of 2125 amino acids. The record is from RefSeq and is a predicted model, not a curated record. Gene Ontology annotation, cellular component: myosin complex; actin filament. Gene Ontology annotation, molecular function: actin filament binding; GTPase activator activity; ATP binding. The transcript is spliced from 47 exons. Gene Ontology annotation, biological process: intracellular signal transduction.